This is a messenger RNA of Salvelinus fontinalis (brook trout), 6197 nucleotides long. Its product is annotated as nucleus accumbens-associated protein 1-like. NCBI's taxonomy places the organism in Eukaryota, Metazoa, Chordata, Actinopteri, Salmoniformes, Salmonidae. The transcript has 7 exons. The record is from RefSeq and is a predicted model, not a curated record. Bases 1720 to 3354 code for a protein of 544 amino acids. Gene Ontology annotation, biological process: regulation of transcription by RNA polymerase II. Gene Ontology annotation, molecular function: DNA-binding transcription factor activity, RNA polymerase II-specific; protein binding; RNA polymerase II cis-regulatory region sequence-specific DNA binding.
GCUGAGGUGGAUGUCUGUGCUGUUUAUGGUUGUUAUGGGGUUAGCUGAGGUGGAUGUCUGUGCUGUUUAUGGUUGUUAUGGGGUUAGCUGAGGUGGAUGUCUGUGCUGUUUAUGGUUGUUAUGGGGUUAGCUGAGGUGGAUGUCUGUGCUGAGCUUCAGAGAUAGUGGGAGGGGAGAGGAGGCGCUUACACUGAACCUUUUAAGGGUGCAUCUUAAUAGUCCAGAGUGGCUCAUUGUCUUUGUCUCUUCCUCUUCAUCCACAAACGCUAUUCUAUAUGAUGUUGUCGAGAGGAAUGACAGACCUUUAAUUUCUGUUGACUUUUGAGCAUCGGCCUAUCAAAUAUUAGAGGACUGCACGUUUAGGUUGUUGUAUGUGUGAGAGAAUAGGUUAUGGGCAAUUCAAACCCACACUCUAGUACUAUAGGAGUAGGAUAUUUACACAGAUGGAAACACACAUUUUACAAUCAAAUAACAUCUGAGUUGGUUUGAGACAGUUUUAGGCCUAUAUAAAUAGCAGAUAGAAGUGAUAUGCUUUCACUUUUCAGAAUAAGGUGUGUGUGUUUGUGGGGGCAUUGACAUUUGCUACAUAUGGAUAAGUAGGCUUUUUCAAAUAGUAUUUUAAGGGUCUCCUUUCUGCUCAAAACACACUGUAAAAUGGUUUACUUUGUCUGAAUGACAAAUGAAAGUGUUAGGUUCACUUCAGUUGCUUCCAAAUGGGUAUCAUCACUAAACAUGUUUAGUCCAUUGGAGGGUGCUGUCCGCUAGUGUUCAGGUCAGAGUUGAGCUGAUAGGAUUUCAAAGAUUUUACUGAGUUACAGUUUAUAUAAGGAAAUCAGUCAAUUGAAAUAAAUAAAUGUAGGCCCUAUUCUAGUGAUUUCACAUGACUGGGCAGGGGUGCAACCAUGGGUGGGCCUUGGAGGGCAUUGGCACACCCACUGGGGAGCCAGGCCCAGCCAAUCAGUUUUUCCCCACAAAAUGUCUUUGUUACACACCUCAGUUUCAUCAGCUGUCCGGCUGGCUGGUCUCGGACAAUCCCGCAGGUAAAGAAACCAGAUGUGGAGGUCUUGGGCUGGCAUGGUUACACGUGGUCUGUGGUUGUAAGGCUGGUUGGAUGUACUGCUAAAUUCUCUGAAUUCUCAUUUCUCUACCAUACCGCUUAUGGUAGAGAAAUUAACAAUUAUCUGGCAACAUCUCUGGUGGACAUUCCUGCAUUCAACAUGCCAAUUGCCCACUCCAUCCAAACUUGAGACAUCUGUGGCAUUGUGUUAUGUGACAAAACAGCACAUUUUAAAUGGCCUUUUAUUGUCCCCAGUAUAAGGUGCAACUGUGUAAUGGUCAUGCUGUUAAAUCAGCUUCUUGAUAUGCCACACCUGUCAGGUGAAUGGAUUAUCUUGGCAAAGGAGAAAUGCUCACUAAAAGAGACAUACAAAAAGUAUGCACAACGUUUGAGAGAAAUAAGCUUUUUGUAAGUAUGGAACAUUCCUGGGAUUUUUUUGUUUCAGCUCAUGAAAUAUGGGACCAACACUUUACAUAUUUUUGUUCAAUGUAGUUACCAAUGGUGUUGGAGUCCAUGACAUAGGUUAAGUACUGUUUGUUGCUUCAUUAGGUUGGCGAAAAACGGGUCAGCCUCAUGCAGAAGAUUGGUAACUGAUUGAAUUGGCUCUUUUAAAAUAUGUUGCUGAUAUCUCUGCCUCCAGACCCUGUGGUGGUGUGCGCACCAUGGCCCAGACCCUUCAGAUGGCGAUUCCUAACUUUGGCAACAACGUCCUGGAGUGUCUGAACGAGCAGCGUCUCCAGGGGCUCUACUGUGAUGUCUCCGUGGUCGUCAAGGGACACGCCUUCAAGGCUCACCGUGCCGUGCUUGCGGCUAGCAGCUCUUACUUCCGGGACCUGUUCAGCACUGGGGGAGGCAGCGGCUCCAAGACCCCCACAGUGGUGGAGCUCCCCCCGGCCGUCCAGCCCCAGAGCUUCCAGCAGAUCCUGGCCUUUUGCUACACAGGCCGCCUCAGCAUGACAGUGGGAGACCAGUUCCUCCUCAUGUACACCGCAGGCUUCCUGCAGAUCCAGCAGAUCAUGGAGAAGGGCACAGAGUUCUUCCUCAAGGUUUCCUCGCCCAGCUGCGACUCCCAGGGCCUGCAGGCCGAGGAGGCUCCGACCUCCGAACCCCAGAGCCCCGUCACUCAAACCGUUGCCGCGGGGACUGGCAGUCGCCCCGCCUCCUGCCUUACCCCCCUCCCCCUCGUGUCGCGGGUGAAGACAGAGCAGCAGGGCAACCAAUCAGAAGCCUCGCCCUAUUCGGUGGUGUGCACCCCUGUGGCCAAGCGCUUGUGGGAGGGCAGCAGCAGCCGAGACGGGGGUGGAGGGGGCUCAGGUGGAGGUGGGUCCAGGAAGGCCGCCCGCUUUUCCCAGGAGUCCGUGCGAGGGAGUGCCAUCCAGAGCGGGGCGGGGAUAGGAUCAGGGGUCGGGGGUCACGGCAGCGGGUCCAACGGGAGUGUGGUCUCCAUGGGCAACGUGGCAUCGGAGGGCGCCAGCCCGGGCACGAUGAGCGCCUACACCAGUGACUCGCCUAUCAGUUACCAUGACGAGGAGGAAGAGGAGGAGGUGACGGAGGAGCAGACGGAGGAGCAGUACAGGCAGAUCUGUAACAUGUAUACCAUGUACAGCAUGCUCAACGUGGGCGCUGCAGCUGGUGAGCGUGUGGAGGCCCUGCCAGACCACUCAGAGACCCGGGGUCGUAUGCGGGGUCGCCAGGACCUGUCGUCUCUCCCCGCUGAGCUCAUCACACAGAUAGGCAACCGCUGCCACCCCAAACUGUACGAAGAGGGGGACCCCGCAGAGAAACUUGAGCUUGUCUCAGGUACAUGUGUGUUCAUAUCUCGAGCCCAGCUGAUGAACUGUCAUGUGAGUGCAGGGACCAGACACAAGGUGUUGCUCAGGAGGCUGCUGGCUGCCUUCUUCGACAGGAAUACUCUGGCUAACAGCUGUGGAACAGGAAUCCGCUCCUCCACUAACGACCCCAGCCGCAAGCCCCUGGACAACAGAGUGUUGCACGCAGUCAAAUUCUACAGCCAGAACUUCGCCACGAGCUUCAAGGAGAGCGAGAUGAACGCCAUCGCGGCGGACAUGUGCACCAACGCCCGCCGCGUCGUCCGCAAGAGCUGGAUCCCCAAGCUGAAGCUGCUCAUGGCCGAGGGCGACGCGUACUCCGCAUUCCUCCCUGACGCCAAGAUGGAGGCUGACGCCCUAGGGGCGGAGCCAGGCUUUGAACCCAACUCCCUGGAGGGCGCCGAGACAGGCGGCUCGUCCGGCGAGUCGCUGCAGGGGGUGGGCAGCGACGGAGGCACUUUGUUUUAGAUGGGGGGGUGGAGUACAGAAGUGUUUAGAAGACGAUGAUGAUGAUGAUGAUGAAUACCUAUAUUUCCCUGUACUCCCCUCUUUCUUCUCCUCUGGUGGUGUGGCCCAUCCCCCUGACCCUUUGGCCUUUUGAUCCUCCGAUAUGUGACUCUGAAACGUUGCUAGGGGAAACAGGGGUUGUUACCAGGAUGUUAACCAGGAAGUUAUGCUUUAAUUUUGAAAGCGAAAGUCCAAGCAAUCGUUACUUCUAAUAUGGUUUCUGCUGUAUAUUAGUAUGGGGGUAGAGAAAGGGUGAUGGGUUUGUGGGAUUGCAGUAUUUUUAUUUAUUUACAUUUUUAGUUUUUUUAACCAAAUUCCUGCCUCUCCAUAUCAAAACACAUUCCCCUGGUUUUGAAUGUAGAUGUCAGCAGCAUUGCACAAUGUCAGUCUGAACGAUUGUAUCCCAACCUCUUGAGGAAAAACAAACCGACAGAAAGAUAACUACUCUAUGGAUAUGAGAGAGACUGUAGUUUCUCUCUAGAAUGAGAGAAAAGGGGAGAGAGGGAGCGAUAGAAAGACCCCUACCCCACCAGUCCUCCAACCCCACACCCUUCUGUGACCAGAACAAAAGGAUUAUACCCUCGGUUUUAAUGUACUGUCUCUCUUGUAGCUGUUAUGAUCACAGCUCCUUUCUCUGUUUGUAACAUGGAUCCAGAGAUGAGGACUACAGGUUGUACCAUAAUUGUAAAGAAAUCCAAGGGGAACAGAAAAAGACGGUCAUAUUUUUUUGAAUAUGUAUUUAUACAACCGUGGGUGUGUACAGAGAGAAAGAGAGGGAUUGGUUUUAAAUCUCUGUUGUUUUAUUGUAUUUUGAACAGCUGUUUUUGCAAAGAAAGUCCUGCUCCGAAAAAUAAGAUUUAAAAGCAAAUAAAUAAAAGUGCUAUUUUUGCAUAAAAAUAUGGUAUUGAUCAAGUGGUCAGAAAAGUCUUAACGUAGGGCCUUUUGAGUUUUUUGUUUUGACAAACUAUUGAACUGAAAAAUAUCUGUUUUUAAGACAGAACUGGGCACUUUCUACCUGCGGCAAUCCAAUAUAGCUUAUCUUAUUCUUGUCCUUUUUCUCUAUGGAAAUUGUCAAGGAAGCCUACCUAUGUGGCUGUUGACAACGAUGACUGACUAUGUUAUGCUUGCUAGCGAGCUAGCAACGUUACUAUGCUAGCUAUACUGCUCACUCGAAAAUCACGGCUAAAAAUGUAAAAAAUGCACAGCUUGAAUCAACUGGUUGACUGCUGCAACUAUUGUGCUAGCUAGCUAACCCCUCCUCUGUUGGUUAGUGACGUGCUCCGAAGCAGACUACUGACAUCAUUACACAUCAUGAGGUGGUGAUUCAAGGAUCGGAAAACAUUUGGAAUAAUGGAAUGUGCCUUUUUUAAUCGACAUGGAUAUGCAGGGGUGGGUCCUGCUUAUGUUGAUGUUGGGAGGAGGGAGUAGAAUGGGCUUUAAAAGGUGGCAGGUCGUUCAGCUUGAGACAGAGUUGUAACACACACACACACACGUGUCCCAAAGAGAGAUGGGGUGAGGUCAAGGGGAUUGGCAUUCUGGUGGAGUAUGUUGAUAUGUUUUAAACAGUCUCAUAUAUGUGUGAGAACAAGCGUUUGUGUUCAUUCCUCGAAUGUGACUGAAAAGUAUAUUUGUUCCUGUGCGAUUGAUGUGUGUGAGUGCGCUUUAGGUGGAUGUGCGUGUGUGAGUGUGUGCUUUUACGUGUGUGUAUGUCCUCCACCUGGUAGUGUUUUGGAUUGGUUUAAGACUCUGCUGGGACACUUGUCUUUGUGAACAAUGACCUACACCAUCUUCCAUACACCUUUGCAAUCCAAAAGAUGUGAGACACCUUCAGAUAGAAAAGUGAGGUAUAGAGCGGACACAAUUCACUUUUAUCCAUACGGCUGAGAAGCAGGUCCACGCUAUGCAUAGUAUUUCUGUCCCGAUUACUGUUUAACUCUCUCUCACGCUUGGUAAAUCCAAAAUGGACAUGUUAAAGGGGAGGUGAAGCACCUUUUUAUAUGGGGUGAACCCAUGUUUCCUGCACCUUUGAUAAGGGGUUUUGAUGGGUUGUGUGGAGAAUCAACCCAAGGGUCAUGCAAAGGCAUGGCCUUGUUCAAAUAUUUUUAAGCUGCAUCCUUCCCCCUUUCCUUGAUGUAAGUACUUCAGGGAAGGGACUAAAGGAAGGGUGCAUUUAGAGAGUAUUGGAACAUAGCCUGUGUCUCAUAUCUGUGGAUGUGGGAUGCACUGGGAUAACUCCUGUUGUAAAUAUUGGGACCGUUGAGCUGAUUUUCUUUCUACGCUCGUCUAGCGUUUUCCUAUGUAGGGUGAUUGUGUAAAAGUGUGGAAGCGAUGAAAGAGGACCGUUUUUUAUAUAUUUUUAGUUAUUUUUUUUUACUUGGUCUCGCGUGUUGUCGAGACAUCAUGUAGACUGGUGUGUGUGUGAGCUCCCAGCAUGCAUUUGGCCUACAGGUCAGAGGAGGAUGAUGGUUGCUUUGGUCUUAAAGUACUGGCCUAAUGUGCUACUGAGUUGGUGUGACUGAAGGGAGGGAGGUGGGGUCAUGUUUAGGGAAGAGGUGUCGUGGCUGCAGACUGUCCAUCAGAAUGUUGUACAGAAAAAAAUAUUAAUUUUUUAAAUGUUUUUUCUUGUAUUUUAUUUUUUCUUUAAAGAAACGUGUACUGUAAAGACCUUAAAGAAAUGCUACUAAUUGAAGGUGGUGAAUGAUUUACCAACUUCUUGCUGAAGAAAAAAUUGAAAAGGAAAGAAAGAUAACUGUACAAGAGCUAGACAGAGCACCGAGAGCUAGACAGAGCACCGAGAGCUAGAC